AUGAGUCAACCACGGUCUGGAUGCAAUAACUGGCUAGAAGAUCUCAUUCAACUCAACUCCACUUUACCACUCACCGAAGAUCCCAUGGCGGUAGAUAAUAUUGGCGAAGUCCCUUCCUAUGAACAAGAAGAAUAUACGAGUUUCGGAGAGGAUUUAGACUUUGAGCAAGAAUCUGGAGGCGGACCUCGGGACAAGGACAGUGAGGUAGUUACCGACUACUUUCCGCAACCCCCACUGGCUUUUGAGGAGGGCUACACAUCACUAGAGAUGAUCAAUGACCUACCUUUAUCCUUCCAUUCGGCAAAAGAGUUACGAGGUCGAGCUGAAUCGCUACCUAGUGGACCUCGUUGGAAGUCUCGAGUUAUUCCUACCUUACAUCCCACAAAGUCUCCGGCAGUUCUCUACUGGCGAGAUCCUCUUGAAUGCAUCGCUACUAUAUUCAACCAUCCUUUAUUUCACAAUCGUAUCGACUACACGGCUUGCAAGGUGUAUAGUACAGCGGAGAGGCUCUCUCGGAUAUACACUGAAUGGGUGACAGGCGAACACGCCUGGCAGAUGCAGUCGGCGCUUCCCCAUGGCGCAACUCUCCUCGGUACCAUUUUGUCCUCGGACAAAACAUGCAUAACUUCAUUGUCAGGCGAUCGUGUUGCGCAUCCUCUCCUUAUCAGCCUCGCCAACAUUCACAUGGACACGCGGCUAAAAUCGUCUUCAAAUGCCUUCCUUCUCACUGCCCUUCUACCGGUCGUGAAAUUUGUUCACAAAAAUAAACGAAUGAGAGAAAUCAUGCGUUCACGUGCUCGUCCAAACGAUGUCAAGGCAUUUUUCCGUGAAGCGCAGAAGUUUCGCCUGAAUGGCAUAGACAAACCAUUCUGGUCAGACUGGUUGCUAGCGGAUCCCUCCCAGUUUUUCACACCUGAGUCACUACACCACGUUCAUCAGGAGUUUUGGGACCAUGACGCACAGUGGAUUAUCCUUGGAGUGGGAGGGUCCAAGAUAGACUUUCAGUUUUCCAUUACACAGCCCACCACUGGCCAUCGUCAUUUUCAUGAAGUCAGUGCGGAUGCAGUACCUGCUGCAGUUGUUGUUGCUAUACGCGCGCUUAUGCACUUUCGUUACCUUGUCCAAUCACUGUAUAUCGACGACAAGCAUCUUGCUCACAUUACAGCCACACUGGAUGAGUUCCAUGCGAACAAGCAUGCAGUCAUCGCCGCCGGUCUUUGUCAGGGAAAAGGUGGUAAAGUCAUCGACAAUUGGCAGAUCCUGAAACUCGAGCUCAUGCAGAACAUUGUUCCUAGCAUCCGGAACUCUGGCGUUAUAGCACAGUGGUCUGCAGAUGUUACUGAACAUGCGCACAUCACCGAGGUCAAAGACCCCGCAAGAUCCAGCAAUAAUAAUAAUUAUGACUCGCAAAUCUGUCGUUAUCUUGACCGCGCUGAUAAAUGCAAUUGGUUCUACCUUGCCACUAGUCGUUUGGAUCGUUCAUGGAGUGAAGACCUGGGUGUUUUUGGAGAUGAGUUUAUUAAAGAGGAUGACGAGAUUGAUGAUGACGUGAAUGACUUUCCUGCACAGCUACUAUCCCAGACUCGAAGACCCAGACAACCAUGUCCUAUCACAAACUACUUUUCGAUGGCAAAAAUACUCCAGCACAAGGAAAUUGGAUUGGUACUCCUUCCAUUAUGUUCCUUUAUCGUCGGGCACACUGCUCUUAAUCUUUCUUAUCAUCCAUCCAUUAGGAAUGCCACUAUCGAUGAAGUCACCAUCAUGUUCAGCCUACCAGACUUGCGGCCAGCUAUCGCAGAUUUCCUUCACCAUGAAAAGACCUAUGGUAAUCACAUACACUCAAUAGGCGGUCCUAGAAGGGCCACACAUGAUGCUGAACUUCCAUUUGAUAACCUUCAAGUGUGGUUUAAAAUUCUGACCCAUGGACUUUGGGUCGUUAUGAUACGGUCAUUAUCCAGACCAACUCAGGGCACUCUUGGCCUGCCAGCGGCCUUUCAGGGCACUCCAUUGGCCAAAUUAGGCUUGUCAUUCGGCCCAUUGGUCGAAGUGGAACACCAUGGGCAUGGGACGAUCAGUUCCUAA
Suillus discolor is the source of this 2082-nucleotide messenger RNA. RefSeq lists its product as uncharacterized. The transcript has 8 exons. The coding region runs from base 1 to 2082 and encodes 693 amino acids. The record is from RefSeq and is a predicted model, not a curated record. NCBI's taxonomy places the organism in Eukaryota, Fungi, Basidiomycota, Agaricomycetes, Boletales, Suillaceae.